Botrytis byssoidea is the source of this 402-nucleotide messenger RNA. RefSeq lists its product as uncharacterized. The record is from RefSeq and is a predicted model, not a curated record. Bases 1 to 402 code for a protein of 133 amino acids. NCBI's taxonomy places the organism in Eukaryota, Fungi, Ascomycota, Leotiomycetes, Helotiales, Sclerotiniaceae. The transcript is spliced from 3 exons.
AUGGCCUAUCAAAAACCUUUUAAAGGGGCUGUCGAUAAAGCAAUUCCGGAUGAGCAGCGAAAGGUAGACGAGCCUACUAACACCGUAAAAGUCGAAAAGGCCAAGAAUACGGGCAUCAGAGCCGAGAUCUAUACUAUUACUCCAGGUUAUUUUAGUCCUCAUGCCUCUGCGUCAAUUUUCCCGGUGCUUUCUCCUCGAUCUACCAUGUUUGAAUGGCAUAAAGAAUGUCGAAGAGUACCUACAGCCGUUGACAAGGUGUUAAUCGAAGAAUACCAGAAGAUGCACAUCGCCAAAAUUCUCAAGGCCCCCCCUAAAGAGAUCUGCGUUUACUCCUCAAUCAUCAAUUUUAAAUGGGCGAUUACAACAAAAGUCUCUAGCACAGAAACACGACACGACAUCUGA